Molecule: messenger RNA, 811 nt
Organism: Dimorphilus gyrociliatus
Lineage: Eukaryota; Metazoa; Annelida; Polychaeta; Dinophilidae
Source: the annotation of a GenBank genome assembly
AAUGACCAGAGGUUUGCUUAGUGAAAAUCUUGAGAAUCUGGAUAAUUUAAAUUUUAAAGAAGGCUCAAUAAAUAGGAUUGAAAGGAACUGUACUAAUUUAAGUCAAGAUGAAGACGGAGACUCCCCUCUACAUUUGAGCAUUUACUUCCAUAACGACAAAACAUGUUGUAGAUUGAUACCAAGUAUUUCUAAGCAGUCUUUAAACUUGCAAAAUAACUUAGGACAAACAGGUCUUCAUAUCGCAACGGUUUUAAAUAAAGUAAAUGUUGUAAAGGAAUUAAUUAGCAAUGGUAUUGAACAAGUAUUAGUUGACUGUAAUGGAAAAACUGCCUUUCACAUUGCGUGCUCUAUGAACAAUAUUGAUUUAGUAAAAAGUUUGUCGGGAAAACAUUUUAACAAAUCACUUCUGCAGAUAAGAGAUUUUCAAGGAGACACAAUUUUACAUUCUGCUUUAAGGAGUAAGAUAAGAAAAGAAAUUUUACUAUAUUUAAUAACCGAAUUAGGAGCUGAUGUGAAUAUGAUAGACUCAAGAAGUGGAAGGAAUAUAUUUCAUAUUCUUGCUGAAGAAGGAGAUGUGAUGUUGUUUCGACUUUUACAUAGUUUGUCAAAAUGUGCAAAUUUUAGUCUUUUAACUUUCUCUGGACAUUCAAUCUAUCAAUUAGCUAUUGGGUGGGAGAAGGAAGAAAUAGCAGAUUAUCUCAUUAAAAUUGGUGCCGACGACGAACCAUAUCAAAGUACAGAUGACGAGUACGAGUCCGAAUCAGACGAUAAUUUGGAUAAUUUCAUAAAUAUGUCUACAAGGAAAAAUUAA